Molecule: messenger RNA, 465 nt
Organism: Lytechinus pictus (painted urchin)
Lineage: Eukaryota; Metazoa; Echinodermata; Echinoidea; Temnopleuroida; Toxopneustidae
Exons: 2
Coding region: 1-465 (154 amino acids)
Source: RefSeq, a predicted model, not a curated record
AUGGUGGUGAUGAAGAUCAUGGUAAAAAGUGGUGGUGAUGAUGAUGAUGAUGGUGAUGAUGAUGAUAACGAUGAAGAUCGUGAAGAUGAUAAUGAAAGUGGUGUUGAAUACGUUGAUGAUAAUAACGAAAGUGGUCCCUACCAGGUGGUGUCCAGACUUUCCGACGUGACCUAUCGUAUCCAGAGAUCCCCCAGGAGCAAACUAAGAGUGGUUCACUUUGACCGUCUGAAGCUCUACAGUGGAUCCGAUAUACCAGAUGCCUGGAGGACUCAGCCAGCAGACAGAACAGACGAGGUGACUACCGAUCGUGAACCAGAUGUUGUGAAUAAUGGACAACCUACUCAGGCUUCUACUGAGAUUACAGUAGAACCAGGAAUUCCAUUACCUGAUGAUUCUAGUGACUCAGAUGUCAACCCUUCACGCUAUCCAAGGAGGCAGAGAAGACCUCCAGACUAUUUCUAUUGA